Molecule: messenger RNA, 266 nt
Organism: Acaulospora morrowiae
Lineage: Eukaryota; Fungi; Glomeromycota; Glomeromycetes; Diversisporales; Acaulosporaceae
Source: the annotation of a GenBank genome assembly
AUGGGCGGGAUAUUAUCAAUCUUUAGUAGAGGGAACGGAGAUGCAAAUAUACCAGAUUGGAAUUUUAACCCCGAAAAUUCCACACCGACAGAAGCCGAAUUAAGCCUCCACGAACGUCUUUCGGAGCAUCUCCAUCACACCGAUAAACUUCUGGACUCAUUGCAGCGCUACGAAGGAUGUGGAGACGUAAUUAGGAAAGCAAUAUCUAAUCCCACAGAAGAAAGCCAAGAGGAAGCAUGGCAAGCUGUUCAGCCUGCGGUUGCAAA